Molecule: messenger RNA, 375 nt
Organism: Macroventuria anomochaeta
Lineage: Eukaryota; Fungi; Ascomycota; Dothideomycetes; Pleosporales; Didymellaceae
Exons: 1
Coding region: 1-375 (124 amino acids)
Source: RefSeq, a predicted model, not a curated record
AUGCUGCUCGACGCGCUCGUAGCCUGCUCAGGCGUCACGCUCAAAGCUGUUGCGACUGCGCUUGGCCUCCCUGUGCAGUCGGGCACGGUCACGGCGGAGGGCGAUCUCGACUUCAAGGGGACGAUGGGUGUGGAUAGGAAUGCGCCAGUGGGGUUGACGGGUAUACGGUUGCAGUUUGACAUCAAGUUUGGGGAGAAGGAGGACGGGAGUGAGGUGAAUGAGAAUGAUCUUGAGAAGUUGGGCAAGUUGACGGAGAGGUACUGUGUUGUGCUGCAGACGCUUGUGAAGAAACCUACCAUCGGCGUGGUUAUGAUUGGGGGUGGGAAGCAGGAAGAUGGGAUUGAGAGGGAGAUCAUGCAUUGUAGUAAAUACUGA